UGCUAAUAUUAACAGUUGACUCACUGAGGCUGGGGAGCUGAGAGCAUUCUAGAAACUUGCUUUUGACUAUAUAAGCAAAGGGUUGGAGUCAGUUUAGGUGUGACUUUUUGGAAGAAUCAAGAGGACAGACCAGCUUCAAGCGACAUCUACUUUAGAGGACUCGACUGAGAUCCUUCAGGCGAUUAAAGGAGUUUUCAGAUAUAGAGUACAAAACCAAAAUAACCAAGAUGUCUUCAGCGAAGGGAAUAUCAAUAGGCAUUGAUUUGGGCACCACCUACUCCUGUGUGGGUGUAUUCCAGCAUGGCAAAGUGGAGAUUAUCGCAAAUGACCAGGGAAACCGGACCACACCGAGCUAUGUGGCUUUCAACGAUUCAGAGAGGCUCAUUGGAGAUGCGGCGAAAAACCAGGUGGCCAUGAACCCUUCCAACACAAUCUUCGAUGCCAAGCGCUUAAUUGGUAGAAAGUUUGAUGACCAAAUUGUGCAGGCUGACAUGAAGCUGUGGCCUUUCAAGGUCAUCAGCGAUAACGGAAAGCCCAAAGUCCAAGUGGAGUACAAGGGGGAGACCAAGGAUUUCUUCCCAGAAGAGAUCUCCUCUAUGGUUCUGGUCAAAAUGAAGGAGAUAGCUGAGGCCUACUUGGGGCAACGGGUGUCUAAUGCAGUCAUCACCGUCCCAGCUUACUUUAAUGACUCCCAGAGGCAAGCUACCAAGGAUGCCGGGGUUAUUUCAGGCCUGAAUGUGCUACGGAUCAUCAAUGAGCCGACAGCAGCGGCCAUCGCCUAUGGUCUUGACAAAGCCAAAAAAGAAGAGAGAAAUGUCCUAAUCUUUGACCUGGGUGGAGGUACCUUCGACGUGUCCGUCCUCACCAUUGAGGAUGGCAUCUUCGAGGUAAAGUCCACCGCAGGAGACACGCAUCUGGGCGGGGAGGACUUUGACAACCGCAUGGUGCAACACUUUGUCGAAGAAUUCAAGAGAAAACACAAGAAGGACAUCAGCCAAAAUAAGAGAGCAGUGAGACGGCUUCGUACUGCAUGUGAAAGAGCCAAGAGAACCUUGUCCUCUAGCUCGCAGGCAAGCAUCGAAAUCGACUCUCUCUUUGAAGGCAUUGACUUUUACACCUCCAUUACAAGGGCCCGCUUCGAGGAGCUCAACUCUGAGCUCUUCAGGGGAACGCUGGAUCCGGUGGAGAAAUCCCUGCGUGACGCCAAGCUAGAAAAGGGGCAGAUCCAGGAAAUUGUCCUUGUCGGCGGCUCCACCAGAAUCCCUAAGAUCCAGAAGCUCUUGCAGGAUUUCUUCAACGGCAGAGAACUGAACAAGAGCAUCAACCCGGAUGAGGCCGUGGCCUAUGGGGCCGCGGUCCAGGCGGCUAUCCUCAUGGGGGACACUUCGGGAAAUGUCCAGGACUUGCUCCUGCUUGACGUGGCUCCCCUGUCCCUGGGCAUAGAGACCGCCGGUGGGGUUAUGGCCACUCUCAUCAAGCGUAACACCACCAUCCCCACCAAGCAGACCCAGGUCUUCUCCACGUACUCUGACAACCAGCCGGGGGUUCUGGUCCAGGUGUAUGAGGGCGAGAGGGCCAUGACUAAAGACAACAACCUCCUCGGGAAGUUUGACCUGACUGGCAUCCCCCCUGCACCGAGGGGGGUGCCUCAGGUGGAGGUGACCUUUGACAUUGACGCCAACGGCAUUCUGAACGUAUCUGCGGUGGACAAAAGCACUGGAAAAGAGAACAAGAUCACCAUCACGAACGAUAAGGGCCGCCUGAGCAAAGAGGAUAUCGAGCGGAUGGUGCAGGACGCAGAUAAGUACAAGGCAGAGGACGACGUUCAGAGAGAGAAAGUAACAGCCAAGAACGGCCUGGAGUCCUAUGCCUACAGCAUGAGGAGCAGCGUGGAGGACGAGAACCUGAAAGGGAAGAUAAGCGAGGAGGACAGAAAGAAGGUCAUCGAAAAGUGCAACCAGACUAUCUCCUGGCUAGAGAACAACCAGCUGGCAGAGAAGGAAGAGUACCAGCACCAGCAGAAGGAACUGGAGAAAGUGUGCAACCCUGUCGUUUCAAAUCUGUACCAGGGGGGAGCCUCAGCAGGAGGCAGCUGUGGGGGACAGGAGGGAGCCAGUUCAAAGGGCCCCACCAUUGAGGAAGUAGACUAGUUGAAGGGCCUUUAAAUGAACCACACAUGUAGGCCUAAUGUUUCAGCAAUGGUAGGACUGUUGAUGACACUUCUUAUUCUUUUCAAUGUGUAUUUUCUGCUUUGAUUAUCCUAAUAAAACCAACACAAACUAA
Molecule: messenger RNA, 2283 nt
Organism: Gadus macrocephalus (Pacific cod)
Lineage: Eukaryota; Metazoa; Chordata; Actinopteri; Gadiformes; Gadidae
Gene: hspa1b
Product: heat shock protein family A (Hsp70) member 1B
Exons: 2
Coding region: 228-2150 (640 amino acids)
Biological process (GO): cellular response to unfolded protein; protein refolding
Cellular component (GO): blood microparticle; vesicle; cytoplasm
Molecular function (GO): ATP-dependent protein folding chaperone; heat shock protein binding; ATP binding
Source: RefSeq, a predicted model, not a curated record